AUGUUUUAUAUUAAAGCUCCUACGGGACAAGUAUCGCUUCACGUUUUAGAAAAAUGCAUUCUUGCUAGAUUAGAAUAUUUACAAUUACUUUAUCAAGCUAAAGCUCAUGAAUUUGAUGGUAACUUUGAAUAUUUAUUAGAAAACUCUGUGUAUGAUAAAAUUGGACAUUUUUCAUUGCGACUAUUAGCAUCAGUGUCACAUGAUCUAUGCAACUAUUGGAUUGUCAGGGAAACACUAUUGUUCCAAAAUAGGCUGCAUCAUAUUUUACCUAGACAAUUAUAUAGACUAUUAAGACGUAUUGUAUGCCAGCUAAGGUUACUUGCAGAUACAAAAAAAUUAAUAAAUAGAACAUUAAUUGACAUAUGUAUUUUCUUAUCAAAUCAAUCAGUUUUUAAACAUAUUGUAUCAAAAGAUCACAAAAAGAAUUGUAAUUGUUUUCACACUAAAGUGAGAUUCGAAUUAGUACCAGACUUAAUAAAAGAAAGGAAAUUAAAUUUGAAUGCUGGAUAUGCUAUUGUAUAUUGCUCAAAAUGGAAAGAAAUACUUUCAUCAUUAUUUUCUACAUACAUGACUACAGAAUUAAUAUCUAUGAAAUCAAAAGCAAAACAUACUAUAAAUCAUGAUGCCAGAUUUGAUUAUUUGUAUCAAAAGAUCUAUUAUAAAAUAUUUAAGAAAAACUAUGGACAUGGACGUGUAACUAUAGACAAUAUAGACAUAGAGUCUAAGAAUUUUCCACUUUGUAUGCAACAUUUGCAUAAAAAAUUACGAAAUACGCAUAGACUUAGUCACUAUGCUCGUUUACACUAUAGCCUUUUUUUAAAAGAAAGUGGCAUGGUUUUACAAGAUGCUAUAAGUUAUUGGAAGGAAGAAUAUUCCAAACCUCAUUCAUGUUCCUCUCUCUGUUCACAUCAUUGGCAAUCAAAUGAACGUAAAUUUGUCUAUAGCAUUAGACAUCUUUAUGGUUUAGAAGGAUCUCGGAAAAAUUAUAAGUCACCCAAUUGCGAGUUUAUGUGUACGAAUUUUUCUAGUCCAAUGUACGAAGGAGGAUGUCCGUUUAAAAAUUUUGAUAUAAAUAUUGUAAAAAAACUUUUAAGCUCAUCAUUAUCAGAUGAUCAAGUAACAAAACUAUUAAACAUUACGUCCCCUCAAAAUCCUCAAAUUGCUUGUGCAGAGUAUUUCAAAAUACUCGAUCAAAGAAAUAGUGAUAACAUUGUUAUAAACAGUCCAUUACAAUAUUACCUAACAAUGGUUAAUGCUGAGCAUUAAAUGAUUAAUCAAAUCUAAUGAAUAACGAACAGUUCUAUAACCGAAAUAUUAAUCUU
Colletes gigas is the source of this 1322-nucleotide messenger RNA. Its product is annotated as DNA primase large subunit-like. Gene Ontology annotation, cellular component: alpha DNA polymerase:primase complex. Bases 1 to 1266 code for a protein of 421 amino acids. The transcript is spliced from 4 exons. NCBI's taxonomy places the organism in Eukaryota, Metazoa, Arthropoda, Insecta, Hymenoptera, Colletidae. The record is from RefSeq and is a predicted model, not a curated record. Gene Ontology annotation, biological process: DNA replication, synthesis of primer.